GCCUCGGUUGUCAAACAUGGCUGAAGCGCCGCUGCUACCGCUACAGCCGCUGAAGGGAAAAUGCUGAGCUCGCCUGGGCCGGGUGGGCGGCGGCGGCGAGGGCGGCGACGGGAACCCGCUUCCCGGGCGCGGCAGCGGCGGCGGUCAUGGCUCGGCUGGCCGACUACUUCAUUGUGGUAGGCUACGACCACGAGAAGCCAGGACCAGAAGGUCUGGGGAAAAUAAUUCAGAGAUUCCCACAGCAGGACUGGGAUGACACGCCUUUCCCUCAGGGAAUUGAAUUGUUUUGUCAGCCUGGUGGAUGGCAUCUGUCCAGAGAACGGAAACAGCCAACAUUCUUUGUGGUGGUCCUGACGGAUAUUGACUCAGAUCGACAUUACUGCUCAUGCCUAACCUUCUACGAGGCAGAGAUCAAUCUCCAGGGAACAAAGAAGGAAGAGAUUGAAGGUGAAGAAGUGUCUGCUUUAAUUCAACCUGCAGAAGUGUUUGCUCCCAAAAGCCUCGUCUUGGUAUCCAGAUUAGACUACCCAGAAAUUUCUAGGGCUUGCUUGGGUUUGAUCUAUACUGUGUACGUGGACAGCUUAAGUGUCUCUUUGGAAAGUCUCAUUGCAAAUCUUUGUGCUUGCCUUGUCCCAGCUGCUGGAGGGUCUCAGAAGCUAUUUUCCUUGGGUGCAGGAGACAGACAGCUGAUCCAGACUCCUUUGCAUGAUAGUCUUCCUGUCACAGGCACUAGUGUGGCUCUUUUAUUUCAGCAAUUAGGAAUUCAAAAUGUCCUCAACCUCUUUUGUGCAGUUCUUACAGAAAAUAAGGUUCUCUUCCAUUCAGCAAGUUUCCAGAGACUUAGUGAUGCUUGUAGAGCCCUGGAAUCUUUAAUGUUUCCUCUUAAAUACAGUUACCCUUAUAUUCCCAUUCUUCCUGCUCAGCUACUAGAAGUUUUGAGUUCUCCAACUCCUUUCAUUAUUGGAGUACACUCCAUCUUUAAAACUGAUGUUCAUGAGCUUUUAGAUGUAAUAAUAGCAGAUUUGGAUGGAGGCACUAUUAAAAUUCCUGAAUGCAUUCACCUCUCUUCUCUUCCGGAGCCACUUCUUCAUCAGACUCAAGCAGCGCUUUCUUUGAUUUUGCACCCUGAUUUGGAAGUAGCAGAUCAUGCUUUCCCUCCUCCACGAACAGCCUUAUCCCACUCAAAAAUGCUGGAUAAAGAAGUACGAGCAGUUUUCCUUAGGUUAUUUGCACAACUGUUCCAAGGAUAUAGGUCAUGCCUCCAGCUUAUACGGAUCCAUGCUGAGCCUGUGAUACAUUUUCACAAAACAGCUUUCUUGGGGCAGCGUGGUUUGGUUGAGAAUGAUUUCCUCACUAAAGUGCUCAAUGGAAUGGCAUUUGCAGGUUUUGUUUCAGAAAGAGGGCCUCCAUAUAGAGCCUGUGAUCUCUUUGAUGAGUUGGUAGCUUUUGAAGUAGAGAGAAUUAAAGUUGAAGAAAAUAACCCACUGAAGAUGAUAAAGCACAUCAGAGAACUUGCUGAGCAACUAUUCAAAAAUGAGAAUCCAAACCCCCAUAUGGCAUUUCAGAAAGUUCCACGCCCAACAGAAGGAUCCCACCUGAGAGUUCAUAUUCUUCCUUUCCCAAAGAUUAAUGAAGCCCGGGUUCAGGAACUAAUACAGGAAAAUCUUGCUAAGAACCAGAAUGCACCUCCUGCUACAAGAAUAGAAAAGAAAUGUGUGGUGCCAGCAGGUCCACCUGUUGUUUCAAUAAUGGAUAAAGUGAUAACAGUUUUCAACAGUGCACAGAGACUGGAAGUUGUUAGAAACUGCAUCUCAUUCAUAUUUGAAAAUAAAACUUUGGAGACUGAGAAGACCCUUCCUGCUGCCUUAAGGGCCCUUAAAGGAAAAGCAGCAAGACAGUGUCUCACUGAUGAACUGGGUUUGCAUGUCCAGCAGAACCGGGCAAUAUUGGAUCAUCAGCAGUUUGACUACAUAAUAAGGAUGAUGAAUUGUACUCUGCAGGAUUGUUCAAGUUUAGAAGAAUAUAACAUUGCUGCAGCACUACUCCCUCUGACCAGUGCUUUCUAUAGGAAACUUGCCCCUGGAGUUAGCCAGUUUGCCUACACCUGUGUACAGGACCACCCCAUUUGGACAAAUCAGCAGUUUUGGGAGACAACUUUUUACAAUGCAGUACAGGAGCAGGUUCGCUCCCUGUAUCUCUCAGUAAAAGAAGACAAUCAUGCCCCACAUCUGAAGCAGAAGCUUCCUGACGGCCAGUAUCAGGAGAAGACAGCAAUGGACUUGGCAGCCGAGCAGCUUCGCCUUUGGCCUACUCUGAGCAAGUCCACUCAGCAGGAGCUGGUGCAACACGAGGAAAGCACCGUCUUCAGUCAGGCCAUUCACUUUGCAAACCUCAUGGUCAACCUGCUAGUUCCACUAGACACAAGUAAAAACAAGCUCCUUCGAGCAUCGGCUCCAGGAGACUGGGAAAGUGGGAGCAACAGCAUUGUCACAAACAGUAUUGCAGGAAGUGUAGCUGAGAGCUAUGAUACAGAGAGUGGGUUUGAAGAUUCAGAAAAUAAUGAUGUUGCCAACUCCGUUGUAAGGUUCAUUGCCCGAUUUAUUGACAAAGUUUGUACAGAGAGUGGAGUGACUCAGGACCACAUCAGGAGUCUCCACUGCAUGAUACCAGGAAUUGUAGCUAUGCACAUUGAGACCCUAGAGGCAGUACAUCGAGAGAGUAGAAGACUUCCACCUAUCCAGAAGCCCAAGAUUCUUCGACCAGCUCUACUGCCAGGGGAAGAAAUUGUGUGUGAAGGUCUUCGAGUCCUGCUGGAUCCUGACGGUCGGGAAGAAGCCACUGGAGGUCUCCUUGGAGGUCCUCAGCUCCUGCCCGCAGAAGGCGCCUUGUUCCUUACCACUUACAGAAUUCUCUUCCGAGGGACACCACAUGACCAGCUAGUUGGUGAACAGACAGUUGUGCGGAGCUUUCCUAUUGCCUCCAUCACCAAGGAGAAGAAGAUAACCAUGCAGAACCAGUUACAACAGAACAUGCAAGAAGGGCUGCAGAUUACAUCAGCAUCUUUCCAGUUGAUUAAAGUAGCAUUUGAUGAAGAAGUCAGUCCAGAAGUGGUAGACAUCUUUAAGAAACAACUAAUGAAGUUCCGUUAUCCUCAGUCCAUUUUUAGUACCUUUGCUUUUGCUGCUGGACAAACUACCCCACAAAUCAUUUUACCCAAGCAGAAAGAAAAAAACACCUCCUUCCGAACUUUCUCAAAAACAAUUGUGAAAGGUGCCAAAAGGGCAGGAAAAAUGACAAUUGGGAGGCAGUAUUUAUUGAAGAAGAGGACAGGAACAAUUGUGGAAGAGAGAGUAAAUCGUCCUGGGUGGAAUGAAGAAGAUGACAUUUCUGUUUCAGAUGAUAGUGAACUCCCAACAAGUACAACCCUGAAGGCCUCAGAGAAAUCCACAAUGGAGCAGUUGGUGGAGAAAGCAUGCUUCAGAGAUUAUCAGCGCUUAGGUUUGGGAACUAUAAGUGGCAAUUCCUCCCGUUCAAAACCAGAGUAUUUCCGAAUCACUGCCUCCAACAGGCUGUAUUCACUGUGCAGGAGCUAUCCUGGCCUUUUAGUCAUACCUCAAGCUGUACAAGACAGUAGUUUACCAAGAGUAGCCCGCUGCUAUCGACACAAUCGCCUACCUGUCGUAUGUUGGAAGAACUCAAGAAGUGGUACUCUGCUUCUCCGAUCUGGGGGAUUCCAUGAAGGAGUUGUUGGUCUUUUCAAAUCACAGAACUCCCCUCAAGCCGUUUCUACCUCCUCUUUGGAAUCUUCCAGUAGUAUAGAACAGGAAAAGUACUUGCAAGCCUUACUGACUGCAGUUACUGUUCAUCAGAAACUCAGAGGCAACAGCUCCCUUACUGUCAGGCCAGCACUUGCCCUGUCCCCAGGGACUGAAAGGAGGACUUCAAGAAUGUCCACUGUGCUUAAGCAGGUAGUGCCAGGACAUUUGGAUGUAAACCCAUCCAAUAGCUUUGCUCGAGGAGGCGUAUGGGCAAGUCUUCGUUCCAGCACCCGUUUGAUCAGCUCUCCAACAUCCUUCAUUGAUGUUGGUGCCAGGCUGGCAGGCAAGGAUCAUGCAACCUCCUUCAGUAACAGCACCUACUUACAAAACCAGCUCUUGAAACGACAAGCCGCCCUUUAUAUAUUUGGUGAAAAGUCACAGCUAAGGAGCUUCAAGGUAGAAUUUGCUUUAAACUGUGAGUUUGUUCCUGUUGAAUUCCAUGAAAUCCGACAAGUGAAAACCAGUUUUAAGAAGCUGAUGAGGGCUUGUAUCCCAAGCACCAUCCCUACGGACUCGGAAGUGACGUUCCUGAAGGCCCUGGGAGAUUCUGAGUGGUUCCCACAGCUUCACAGGAUAAUGCAGCUGGCUGUGGUUGUAUCAGAAGUACUUGAGAAUGGGUCUUCAGUUUUGGUGUGUUUAGAAGAAGGCUGGGACAUCACUACACAAGUGACAUCCCUGGUGCAGUUACUCAGCGAUCCAUUCUAUAGGACAAUUGAAGGCUUCCGGAUGUUGGUUGAAAAAGAAUGGCUCUCUUUUGGUCAUAAAUUUAGCCAGCGCAGCAGCUUGGCCCUUAACUCUCAGAGCAGCGGUUUUGCUCCCAUCUUCUUGCAGUUCUUAGACUGCGUGCACCAGGUUCACAACCAGUAUCCAGCUGAGUUUGAGUUCAAUCUCUAUUACCUGAAGUUCUUGGCUUUCCACUAUGUGUCUAAUCGCUUUAAAACGUUUCUUCUGGAUUCAGACUAUGAAAGAUUGGAGCAUGGAACUUUAUUUGAUGAUAAAGGUGACAAGCAUGCCAAGAAAGGAGUUUGUAUUUGGGAGUGCAUUGACAAGAUGCACAAGCGGAGCCCCAUCUUCUUCAAUUACUUAUAUUCACCAGUGGAAACAGAGGCCCUGAAGCCUAAUGUAAAUGUCUCCAGUCUCAAGAAGUGGGAUUACUACACAGAGGAGACUCUGUCUGCAGGUCCUUCAUACGACUGGAUGAUGCUGACCCCCAAGCAUUUUCCCUCUGAAGAAUCGGAUAUAGCUGGAGGAGUUGGGCCCCAGAGUCAAAGGAGAACAGUGUGGCCAUGCUAUGAUGACAUCAGCUGCAGCCAGCCAGAUGCCCUCACCAGACUUUUCAGUGAAAUUGAAAAAUUGGAGCAUAAAUUGAACCAAACUCCUGAGAAAUGGCACCAGCUAUGGGAUAAAGUAACCACGGACCUUAAGGAGGAGCCAAGAACAGACCAUUCCCAAAGAUACUCAUCGGGGUCCCCAGGACUUGUGUCUACCAACGUGCCUUCUUAUCAGAAGAGGCCUGUGCUGCACCCACUGGACCACAGCACUGGCGAGGAUCAGAAUGCCACCGUCGCCCCGUCCAAUGGCGUAGAGCACAGGGCAGCCACGCUUUACAGCCAGUACACAUCCAAGAACGAUGAGAACAGAUCCUUUGAAGGAACGCUGUACAAAAGAGGAGCUUUGCUGAAGGGGUGGAAACCCCGUUGGUUUGUUUUAGAUGUAACGAAACACCAGCUCCGAUACUAUGACUCGGGGGAAGACACGAGCUGUAAAGGCCACAUUGAUCUGGCUGAAGUAGAAAUGGUUAUGCCUGCCAGCCCCAGCAUGGGAGCCCCAAAGUAUACAAGUGACAAGGCUUUCUUUGAUCUCAAGACCAGCAAGCGUGUCUAUAACUUCUGUGCCCAGGAUGGACAGAGUGCCCAGCAAUGGAUGGACAGGAUCCAGAGCUGCAUCUCUGAUGCCUGAUGUGGCCCAUGAUUGGCCAAGCACAAGAGCUAGAGGAACUCAUCUGCCAGACAGGAGCGGACAGUGGUCACCCAGGGCCUGAGGUCCUGCUUACCCUGACCCCCCUUGGAACAGUUCCUUGUCACACAGGGCUGGGGAGGAGCCUAGGCCCCCUCACAGCAUCAUUCCAACUUGAUUGAAGUGGCUGGGCAUCAGAGAAGGCUCCCAAACUUGCUGCCAUCAUCUCCUAGGCAAGGUAGCUACUACCUGAGUCCUCAUGAAGGUCCUUUUUGUUCUCCACGGCCAUAAUUUCCUUCGAGAACUUUUGACAACAAAAAUCCAUACCCUCUAAAGGUCAUCACAUGUCCUGCAUAUGUUUCCCAUCCGACACACCUACUUUUAUGCCUCACCUUUGAGACGUUCGGUUCUCUGGUGCUGCCAAAAGGUGCUUUCAUGGACGCUGCCCUGCCAGGGAGCUUCCCAGCAGGAGACAUCACUGCAGUGGCAGGCAAAGGGAGUGUGCAGGAUUCCCAUGGGAAGAGCAACAGUGGCCGGGUCAGACCCGAGCCAGUACAGGGAACACUGCUGCAAACCACUGGUCCCCGAGGACACAGUGCGCUGUCCCGUCCCUCCUGUCCCUUGACAGCUUUCUGUGAAGUAACAAGCACACCGGCAUUGAACUCCUAACUGAGGAGCGAGUUGGAGGCGAGGCCAGCUGCUCGCCAGCACACACCUGGGACAAAGGCAGAGAGCACCGCUCCUGAGAACUGCCUUCCCCUGUCUGGUUACAGUAACCCUGUUUCUCCAGCCGAGAACCCAAGGGUGCUGUUCACCUCCAUGAACCUGAGCAGCUGCUGGGCCCCUGGUGGCCGGAUUGAUGUGUUUUGACAUGUUAAUAUGUUAAAUACCAAACUAAUAUUUCAAAAUAUGUAUAUAUGAUUUCUAUAUCCUGAUUUUUCAGAUAGCCUGCUUAUAAUUUAAUAUAAAAAUAACUAAACUGAUUCAUAAGAUUUUAGUAAUAAAAGAUUGUUCCCUUUUUAAAGAAUAAAAACUACUUUGUAGAUUAAAAAUAAAUCAAGUUUUCAAAUUAAAAAUUAUCAACACACUAGAAAAUAGAACUGUAUUAAUAUAUAAGAAAUUGGGAAAUAAAAAUGAAGGAAUUUUUUAUCGUAUUCAUUUUAUAAAUUUGCCACCUGAGAAAACAGUUUUUGCACAUUAUUUGUAUUUUUCUUUGUAUAUGAAAUCCUUUUUUGUACUUUGUAAAAUACGGAGCCCAUUGUCCUUCCAGCCCUUGGAGACUGGGCCACUACUGCUUUUGUAACUGGAUUCUUUUAACUUUCAUGAAGGCUUUACGAGCCUGAAGUUCACUAACCACCCAGAAUUAAAUUUAUUUCUUAAGAAAA
Peromyscus leucopus (white-footed mouse) is the source of this 7159-nucleotide messenger RNA. RefSeq names its product SET binding factor 2 (gene Sbf2). Lineage: Eukaryota; Metazoa; Chordata; Mammalia; Rodentia; Cricetidae. The record is from RefSeq and is a predicted model, not a curated record.